AUGCCAUCCCUACCAAUGCGCAACCCUCGUCUCAAGGUCGACAUUGCCCUAAAUGGGCAAGUCAAGGGCCGCGUCCCGGCAUACACUACCUAUGACAAAAUCGAGGGCGAGGUCCAGAUACAAGCCGAACGAGACACUGAAUUCGACCAUGUCCAGAUCACUUUCGAUGGUAUAUCCAAAACAAUCAUUCAACGACAAUCCCCAGUCGGGCAUGUCGCAAACAACCUCAAUGCAUUUCACCCUUUUCUGAAAUUGCGCCAACCCAUCGACCCAAAUACAUACCCCGAACCGCGCAAGUUCAAACCUCUCGAAACAUACAUUUUCCCAUUCACAUUUGUCGUGCCCGAAAACCUCCUGCUUCAUGCCUGCAGCCACUACACAGAGAACCCGCACCUUAAAGAGGCGCAUACCCAAUUGCCCCCAAGCCUGGGUGAUGCAAUGCUCUCCGAUGACGGUAAGACAAUGAUCAACGACAUGGCACCCAUGAUGAGCGAAAUUGCAUACAAAAUCAAGGUCUCCGUUAUGAAGAAGGUUCUACCGGCAGACCCCAAACCGUUUUAUGCUUUGUCUUCAAUCGCAAAGAAAGUGCGCAUUAUCCCCGCGACGAUAGAGCAACCACCGCUGGAAAUAGGAUGCAAAAAUACAAAUGGAUACCGCGUUCGACGGGAAAAGGAUGUCCGAAAGGCGUUGCUGGGAGGCAAGACGGGUCGAUUGGUAGUUUUUGCUGCGCAGCCGAAGCCUUUGCAGUUACUUGCUCCUGGCAGCGCCGGCUUCAAAGCGCCGGUUACCAGCCAUGUCAAACUUCAUGUGCGAUUUGAUCCGGAGACGGAAGAUGAGCUCCCGCCGCGACUCAAGUCGACAUCGAGUAAGUUGAAGGUAUCGACUUUUUACGCCACACAGCCGUGGACGAACUUUCCGUCCAAGGAGGUUGCCGAAGCGUAUAGCCGUACAGCGCAUGGUGUAUAUUCCGAGACAAUCAGCCUGUCAUCGCUAUGCGUGGCAUCGGCGCAAUGGAAGAAACACGAUGGCACUGAAGGUUCACUGGAUGACUCUCGACGAAGUUCGCUGGUCUCUGAGUCAUCGUCCUCGCUGGCCGAGAGUCUAGUUCCUCUGUCAUCGGCAUCAUCUUCAUAUUCCGGAAAGACAUUCUACACCGCGUCUAUACUGGUGCCUGUCACACUGCCUGCAAAUCGAACUUUCGUGCCCACCUUUCACUGCUGUCUGUCCUCGCGAGUAUACACUCUUGAUCUGUCGCUAUCAUACCAGCCCGCUAGCAAAAAGAUACCCAUCGCACCGAGUAUCUCGCUCAAUAUCCCCAUCCAAAUAACUUCCGCACCUGGCAAUGGCCUCGCCGCUCUCGGAGGUCUAUCGGAUCCUCUGCUUCCCGAAACGCAAAUCGAAGAAGAAUACUACCGUCCACGAUCCAUUGCGCCGCCAACAGAAGACGACGGUCAUGGCCUCUGCACGGCAUACCCCACACAGCGGUCGUCGAGUGACUCAUUCCAAUAUGACGCGGCGUCACAUACCGGCAGUAGUGACAAUCAUGCUCCUCCGGAGUACUCAACAAUCACACAGACAGGGGGUGGCGUGCAGACAUCGAACCGGCUAUCGCCGGCGUGGAUGCUUGAUAGUCUUCGCUGA
Messenger RNA from Talaromyces marneffei, 1641 nucleotides. RefSeq lists its product as uncharacterized. Lineage: Eukaryota; Fungi; Ascomycota; Eurotiomycetes; Eurotiales; Trichocomaceae. The record is from RefSeq and is a predicted model, not a curated record. The coding region runs from base 1 to 1641 and encodes 546 amino acids. The transcript is spliced from 2 exons.